AUGAAGACAUCUCAAGCCGUCGCCAAAUGCGGCAAUUGUGACAAGACAGAUAUCUCGCUGAAGAAGUGUGCCAAGUGCAUGUCUGUGUCCUACUGCGACAGGGAAUGUCAGAAAUCCCACUGGAAGACUCAUAAGAAAGUGUGCGCUAUGCUUGCUGGUGCCACGAAUCCCAAGAACAGUGCUCCAGGCGAGAAGAUCCCAAAGAGGUCCAACUCCAAGCCUUUCACGGCCAUCUACCACAACAAUUUCCUGCAUGACCGUCCAGAGGAAGAGACGUUCAAGAUUCUGAUCGAUAUCCUCCGGAUGCGCCAAGAGGAUACACACGCCUUCGAAGGUAAGGGCGAAGGUUCGAGCAGAGAUUUCUUCUUGGCUAAUUACACCCAGGCGACAACAUGGACGGCUCGAUCUACAACGGAGAGCGCACUUCAGAGAGAGCUUUUCGGCAGUUCCUGCGCAAGGCCAAGCAGGUAGAAGGCUUCCUGCCGCCAUGGUGGAGUGAUGAGAAGGUGGAAGAAUGUGUCCGUUUUGGGCUGCAGAGCAACGACUUCUCGCUUGGCAGCGCACAAGAGAAGUCGGACAUUCAAGAGGCCUGGGGAGACGACAAAAUGCCGAUGAAGUUGCGCAUGCUUGGAGAGAAAGUGUACGGAAACACGCCAGGAACAGGAUCUCAAGGCGGAAGUACCAUGCUGCAGAUGAUGAUGGGAAUGGAAAGAGGCUCGGGCAUGCAUUCGUCCACAUUAGAUAUGGCGCAGCUUUUUGGAGCUCGUUGA
Lecanosticta acicola is the source of this 770-nucleotide messenger RNA. NCBI's taxonomy places the organism in Eukaryota, Fungi, Ascomycota, Dothideomycetes, Mycosphaerellales, Mycosphaerellaceae. The record is from the annotation of a GenBank genome assembly.